Messenger RNA from Trametes versicolor FP-101664 SS1, 207 nucleotides. RefSeq lists its product as uncharacterized. The record is from RefSeq and is a predicted model, not a curated record. Lineage: Eukaryota; Fungi; Basidiomycota; Agaricomycetes; Polyporales; Polyporaceae. The transcript has a single exon. The annotation marks the transcript as partial.
CGCCCCCAGGAGCUCCGCCGGCACCUCAAGACGCAUGAACCCAAGAACGGCGAGCCGCGCUGGCCCUGCUGCGGAGUCCCUCUGGAAGACGCCGCAGAACGCGGUGUGCCCGUGGGAGGCACGCCGUUCGCGUACAACGGCAUGCAGUUCGUGGGCGGAUGCGGGAAGCCGCUCUGCAGGCGCGACGCGCUUGCGAGACACCUUAAG